Molecule: messenger RNA, 933 nt
Organism: Budorcas taxicolor (takin)
Lineage: Eukaryota; Metazoa; Chordata; Mammalia; Artiodactyla; Bovidae
Product: olfactory receptor 5M10-like
Exons: 1
Coding region: 1-933 (310 amino acids)
Biological process (GO): G protein-coupled receptor signaling pathway; sensory perception of smell
Cellular component (GO): membrane
Molecular function (GO): olfactory receptor activity; odorant binding; G protein-coupled receptor activity
Source: RefSeq, a predicted model, not a curated record
AUGUCUCCCCCUAACCGCACUGCAGUGACUGAGUUCAUUCUCCUGGGACUCACAGAUGACCCAGUGCUGCAGAAGGCCCUGUUUGGGGUGUUCCUGGUGAUCUACCUAAUCACACUGGCAGGGAAUCUGGGCAUGAUCGUGCUGAUCAGGACCAAUCCCCACCUGCAGACCCCCAUGUACUUCUUCCUCAGCCACCUCUCCUUUGUAGACCUUUGCUAUUCCUCCAAUGUGACUCCAAAUAUGCUGCACAGUUUCCUCUCAGACCAGAAGACCAUCUCCUACGUGGGAUGCUUCACACAGUGUCUCGUCUUCAUCGCCCUGGUGAUCACGGAGUUUUAUCUCCUUGCUUCAAUGGCCUUGGACCGCUACGUAGCCAUCUGCAGCCCUCUACUGUACAGCACCAGGAUGUCCAAGGACGUUUGCAUCUUUCUAGUCACAGUCCCUUAUACUUGUGGAUUCUUCAAUGGUCUCUCUCAGGCGCUGCUGACUUUCCGCUUGUCCUUUUGUGACUCCCGGGAAAUCAACCAUUUCUACUGUGCGGAUCCUCCUCUAAUAAUGCUGGCCUGCUCUGACACCUAUGUCAAAAAGAUGGCGAUGUUUGUGGUUGCUGGUUUCACGCUGUCAAGCUCCUUGUUCAUCAUUCUCCUGUCUUAUGCUUUCAUCGUUGCCUCUAUAUUGGCGAUCCGUUCUGUGGAAGGCAGGCACAAGGCCUUUUCUACCUGUGGUUCCCACCUGACAAUAGUUACGCUAUUUUAUGGAACCCUGUUCUGUAUGUACUUGAGGCCUCCAACUGAGAAGUCUGUAAAGGAGUCCAAAAUAUUUGCAGUCUUUUAUAGUUUUUUGAGUCCGAUGUUGAACCCACUGAUCUACAGUAUGAGGAACAAGGAUGUGAUUCAAGCCAUGCAGCAAAUGAUAAAGAGAAACCUUUCAUAA